CUGGCCCCGCCCACCUGGCCCAUGGAGCUUCUUUGGCCCCGCCUGCUCCCUGGUCCUCGAGCCCGGAGACGGUUGCCCUUGGAGACGGGACGCUUCAGGCUCCCUCUGAGCAUCUGUUCUCCAGCCGACCAUGGCGGACGAUGAAGAUCCCAACAGGUCCCACCCCCGCUCCCGAAGGGAGAGCGAAGACAAGCGUGGCAGCAUUCCUCGGGGCUCAGCCAGCAAUUCAGGCUACCCUUUCGCCCGCCGAGGCAGCCUGGCAGUCCCACUCCAAUAUGAGGAGGGCGAGGAGGAGGAGGAGGAGGAGGAGGAGGAAGUGGUUGAGGCUGAGAUGGAGGAAGAGCAUCGGGUGCCCUUCAUGGAGAGGCUGGACACCCAGGACUUCCAACAACUGGCCGGCAUGGCCCCGAGCCACCUCAGCAUGCCAGAGCCCUUCCCGGGGAUGGAUGCUGCCCAAUAUGGGCUCUUUGGGGCGCUGGAACACCAAGUGGGCUCCAUGUUCCAGCCCCAGCCUGUGCUGUCCUCAAGCAGCUUCCAGCUCCAAGAGGAGGGCUUCCACGGCCCCUACGCCAGGGACGAUCCCCGCUACAUGGGCUCUCAUGUGGACCCCAACUACGGGCCCUUCGACUUCGAGCUGCCGGAGCCCGACCCGCGGGAACUGAUGAUCCAGAACGCCAAGGCUUACCUGCUGAAGACCAGCGUCAAGUGUGACCUCAGCCUGUAUGAACAUCUGGUGAACUUGCUGACCAAGAUCCUGAACGAGCGGCCAGAGGACCCCCUGGCCAUCCUGGAGUCCCUGAACCGCACGGUCCAGCAGGAGUGGUUCCACAAGAAGCUGGACACCCUGAGGGACGACCCCGAGAUGCAGCCCACCUACGAGAUGGCCGAGAAGCAGAAGAACCUGUUCCUCCGAGGGGCUGGAGAGGGAGAGCAGGAGAUGGAAGAAGAGGUGACAGACAUCCCGGUGCCCAACGUCAUCGAGGCGGCCUUCUACUUCGAGCAGGCGGGCGUCGGGAUGAACUCGGACGAGACGUUCCGCAUCUUCCUGUCGCUCAAGCAGCUGGUGGAGCAGCAGCCCAUCCAGACGUGCCGCUUCUGGGGCAAGAUCCUGGGCCUCUACCGCAACUACCUGGUGGCCGAGGUGGAGUUCCGGGAGGGCGAGGAGGAGGAGGAGGAGGAGGAGACCGAGGAGAUGGUGGAGGGCGCCGCCGAGGGCAUGGAGGGCCGCCCGGAGGAGGAGGGCGAGGACGAGGAGGAGAAGGAGGUGGACGAGCCACCCAAGUCCACGUGGAAGCCGCCGCCCGUGAUCCCCCGCGAGGACAGCCGCACCGGGACCAACAAGUUCCUCUACUUCGUGUGCAACGAGCCGGGCCAGUCGUGGACCAAGCUGCCCCACGUGACGCCCACGCAGAUCGUCCACGCCCGCAAGAUCAAGAAGUUCUUCACCGGCCGCCUGGACACGCCCAUCGUCAGCUACCCGCCCUUCCCCGGCAUCGAGGCCAACUACCUGCGCGCGCAGAUCGCCCGCAUCUCGGCCGGCACGCAGAUCAGCCCGCUCGGCUUCUACCAGUUCGGAGAGGAGGAGGGCGACGAAGAGGAGGAGGGCGGCGCCGGGCGCGACUCCUACGAGGAGAACCCCGACUUCGAGGGCAUCCCCGUGGCGGAGCUCGUGGACUCCCUGGCCAACUGGGUGCAUCACACCCAGCACAUCCUGCCCCAGGGUCGCUGCACCUGGGUGAAUCCCAACCAGAAGACGGAGGAGGAGGAGGAACUGGGGGAGGAAGAGGAGAAGGCAGAUGAGCCGGAGGAGGUGGAACAGGAAAUCGGACCCCCCCUCCUGACCCCGCUCUCCGAAGAUGCAGAAAUCAUGCAGUUGGCUCCAUGGACAGCCCGCCUCUCUUGCAACAUCUGCCCUCAGUACUCUGUGGCAGUGAUUAGAUCCAAUCUGUGGCCUGGGGCUUAUGCUUAUGCCAUUGGCAGGAAGUUUGAGAACAUCUAUAUUGGUUGGGGCCACAAAUACAGCCAGGAAAACUUCAACCCAGCUCUGCCACCAGCAGUGCAGCUGGAGUACGUCAGUGGGGCUGAGACCAUGGAGAUAGCCGACCCCACAGUGGAAGAGGAAGCGGCCCUGAAGGCUGCCCAGGAGCAGGCCCUGGCCGCUGCUGAGGAGGAGGAGGAGGAAGAAGAUGAGGAGGAUGACGAAGUUGAUGACUGAGGGGGGGAACUGCAAUGGAUCAGGAUUUCUUACCUUGUGAAUAUUUCUUUCUAUA
Monodelphis domestica (gray short-tailed opossum) is the source of this 2270-nucleotide messenger RNA. RefSeq names its product radial spoke head 6 homolog A (gene RSPH6A). Gene Ontology annotation, biological process: cilium assembly; cilium movement involved in cell motility; axoneme assembly. NCBI's taxonomy places the organism in Eukaryota, Metazoa, Chordata, Mammalia, Didelphimorphia, Didelphidae. Gene Ontology annotation, cellular component: axoneme; radial spoke. The record is from RefSeq and is a predicted model, not a curated record.